UGAGCUCCGUGUUUACGUUGAGAUGCUCACAACAAAGGACAGCACACCGCGGAGAGGCUGUCAUUUAAAAUAAAACAACGAGGAUAUUUUGACUCACGGUGAGCAUUUAUAAUUCACAACUCCAGGAAGAGGACAACAAACAACACGAGUCCUCAUCGGCUUACAUUUUUAACGGUUUUUACUUUUUUUCGAGCCGUUAAACCAGCCGCGAGCGGAGAAAUUAAGACGAAAUUGCUUUUUUUUAAGCCGGUGGAGUGUUAGCUAGCUUGCUAACCUCAGCAAGUUGGGGGAAAGCCAGACAGCAGCUGGAGGAGAAGCUAGCAGCACUGAAGACAACAAAAGGACUUCAUUAUUUAUAUCGCAAAUAACCUGGAAAGAUUGACAACCAUUCUUAUCCCCCUGCUGAACUCUUUUUAAAAGAUUUAAUAAGAAGUUGCUGGAUGAACUACAAGAAGUCCUUAAGGGCAGGACAAGUGGUGCUGCGAGAGACGGACACAUGAAGCAUGAGAGGGUGGAGCUGAGGCUCAGUUGACCCUUCCCCUUCCUUCUCCUCCUUUACCCCAGUGCUCCAUUCGAUCAGCACCUCCCCCCUCCCUUCCCCUCCUUUCCCCUUCCUGUGUCCCUCACCCUGUUGGAUCUCACCCAUUUUGCCUCCCCUCCUCCUCCUCCUCCAAACCUCAAUCAGCCGUGCCCAAUGUACUCCCCGGAGCAGGAAAACAUCUCCACCACCGCCUCCACCAAAGUGCCAGUGAAGUAUGGAGAGCUCAUUGUGCUUGGGUACAAUGGCUCUCUGCCCAAUGGGGAUCGAGGCCGACGCAAGAGCCGCUUUGCACUUUGUAAGAGACCGAAGGCAAACGGGGUAAAACCCAGCACAGUUCACAUCGCCUGCUCUCCACAGGCAGCCAAGGCCAUAAGCAACAAAGACCAGCACAGCAUCUCUUACACUCUGUCUCGAGCCCAGACGGUGGUGGUGGAGUACACCCAUGACAGCAAUACAGACAUGUUCCAGAUCGGUAGAUCAACAGAGAGUCCUAUAGACUUUGUAGUGACGGACACGGUGGCGGGCAGCCAGAGUAACGCAGACACACAGUCAGUCCAAAGCACCAUCUCCCGCUUCGCCUGUCGCAUCAUGUGCCAGCGCACGCCGCCUUACACUGCACGGAUCUACGCCGCGGGCUUCGACUCCUCCAAGAACAUCUUCUUAGGGGAGAAGGCUGCUAAGUGGAAGACGUCUGAUGGUCAAAUGGAUGGCCUCACCACCAACGGCGUGUUGGUGAUGCACCCUCGAAACGGCUUCACCCAGGACUCCAAACCAGGCGUCUGGAGGGAGAUUUCGGUCUGCGGAAACGUCUUCACCCUGCGGGAGACCCGCUCGGCACAGCAGCGAGGAAAGAUGGUGGAGACGGAGAGUCAGGAGCUGGUUGACGGCUCCCUCAUCGAUCUCUGUGGUGCAACCUUGCUGUGGCGCACGGCUGAAGGCCUUUCUCGCACUCCCACCCUUAAACACCUGGAGGCGCUGCGGCAGGAGAUCAACGCUGCCCGUCCGCAGUGUCCUGUGGGCUUCAACACACUGGCCUUCCCCUCCAUGCGUCGCAAGGACACGCCGGACGAGAAGCAGCCCUGGGUCUACCUCCAGUGUGGCCACGUGCACGGCUACCACAACUGGGGCAACCACCGCGAGGAGAGGGAGGGUCGGGAGGGCCGGCAGAGGGAGUGUCCCAUGUGCCGAGCCAAAGGGCCGUACGUGCCGCUGUGGUUGGGCUGCGAGGCCGGCUUUUACGUAGACGCCGCCCCGCCCACUCACGCCUUUAACCCCUGCGGCCAUGUUUGUUCAGACAAGACGGCGGCCUUCUGGAGUCAGAUCCCGCUGCCGCAUGGCACGCACACCUUCCACGCCGCCUGCCCCUUCUGUGCCCAACAGCUGACUGGUGAGCACGGCUUCGUCAGACUCAUCUUCCAGGGACCCCUUGACUAGCAGGGGUGACUUCCCAGCAUCCUUUGGGUGACGCGGCGCGGGGAGUUUUUUUGUUAAGACGCUGACCCUGCAGUGGAAACAGAGCGCUACACAGAUUUUUUUCUUUCCUCUGCAGUUAAGAUAAAAAAAAACUUUUUCUGGACUUUUUGUCUCUUUCUCAUUUUUAAGUGACCUUUGUAUUGCUUUUUCAUGAAUGACGACAAAGAUUUCUAUAUUUUCAUGUGAAACCAGAGACACAAAAACCAAACAGAGAACACUGCUGGGUAAACCUUUUUGUUUGUUUCUCGGAAAGAACUUUCAACAACAGUAUUUUUCUAAAUUACUAACACACCGUAGUGCAAACGUACGGUUUUUAUUCAUGUUUAUUGUUGCAAUAUACAUCUGUGUACAUCUCUUAGAGCUAAUUUAAACAAAGAUGUUUAUUUAUGGCCCGGGAACCAUCGCUUCAUCCUUUAUCUGUCAGAUAUGCCGAACUUCAAAUACUAUUUAGCAUUUUAAUUUGAAAAAAACAAACAGUAUAUUGUUAUUCAGAUAUUCUAGGUGUGUUCUGAGGGUUUCGUUCUGUGUCUUUCCCCCAUGUUCGCCCCUCAGAUCUGUUUGUCGUAUUUAUACACCUCGUCCUCUGUCGUGCUCUCACUUUGUGUGUUGACCCCUCAGUUAUACUUCUCGCCUUGUCACGUUCAAAGCAAUAGAUUUGGAACGGAAACCUCCUGAAGCAUUAUGGGAAACUGAGUCUGCUGGUUUGUCUGUGUAAAAUACUCAGCCAGCCUGAAUGGACUGCUCCCUCCCUUUAAAGUCAGAGUGAAAACGUUUUCUCGUCGGUGAGUGAAUCUUUUUGGAAUCGCAGGUUAGCCAUGAUACCGCAGCUAUGUAGCACACACACGCGCACACACACAC
Molecule: messenger RNA, 2872 nt
Organism: Centropristis striata (black sea bass)
Lineage: Eukaryota; Metazoa; Chordata; Actinopteri; Perciformes; Serranidae
Gene: peli1b
Product: pellino E3 ubiquitin protein ligase 1b
Exons: 8
Coding region: 695-1975 (426 amino acids)
Biological process (GO): regulation of Toll signaling pathway; protein K48-linked ubiquitination
Molecular function (GO): protein binding; ubiquitin protein ligase activity
Source: RefSeq, a predicted model, not a curated record